Spirometra erinaceieuropaei is the source of this 510-nucleotide messenger RNA. Lineage: Eukaryota; Metazoa; Platyhelminthes; Cestoda; Diphyllobothriidea; Diphyllobothriidae. The record is from the annotation of a GenBank genome assembly.
AUGAACUAUGUUCUCGUUCGGCGGCGUGAUCGACGGGACGUGAUGGUGAUCAUGGCGAUCUACGACACCGAUGGCUGGACGGACCACCGUCUCGUCCUCUUCAAAAUGAAGCGCCAUCUGCAAGCCCUCAGGAGAUCUCAAGGUAAGCGACUCCCAGGUAAGCUGAAUAUUGCUUGGUUGUCCUAGCCUGCUCGCCGUUUGCAUUUCAGCAAUCAACUGACUCAGCGGCUUGAAGACCUGCCGGCAGCAGAUGGAAACGCCUCCGUGGAGAUCCGGUGGUGCCGACUACGGGACGCCGUUCAAUCGACCGCCUUGGGUAUCCUCGGCCGCGCACGUAACCAACACCAGGGCUGGUUAGACGAAAAUGACGCCGUCAUCAGUCACCUGCUGGCCGAGAAGAACAGACAGCCAAGAGUCUACCUCGACCGCCAAACAAGUGCGAACGAAGCGGCCUUCUACCAAUGUCGCCGCGCAGCGCACCAAGGGUUGCGAGGGAUGCAGGACUCCUGA